UGAUAUAAUGUUAAACUGGCGAUUUCCCCGGCGAAAGUACAGUGAGGAGUUGCUAGCGUUGCCAGGCCACUUAAUGUUCAUCACAGAAUCAUUGCUAGAUGUCCAGAAAAAUAUCUCAUCGUCGUGUUUAAAAGUUGUUUUGGCCGGAACAGAGUCUGUAAUCAGACCUGUGAGGAACCGUGAGCUGCAAACAUGUCUCAAUCACCAGCAGUGAAAAGCGAGGAUGCGAGCUGCUCCCUUAAAGGGUCUCCACAGCUCAUCUCCUGCCUCCUGCCACAGCAACCAUCUCUUGGAUACAAACGAAUCACAGAAAAGCAACUCGGGGAAGACGCCGAUACAGAUCCUGCAUGAAUAUGGCACGAAAAGCGGAAACCUUCCUGUGUACGUGAUGGAGAGGGCUGAAGGAGAGGCUCACCAGCCCAGCUUUGUCUUCAGCGUGACAGUCGGUGACGUAAGCGGCAUAGGUCAAGGUCCAAGUAAAAAGGCUGCUAAACACCAGGCUGCAGAGGCUGCUCUAAAAGCUAUGAACAUAGACGCUGGAGUCAUCAGGAAUGUUCCUGGGAAGUCUGACAGUAAUGGUGUGGCAACAGAGACAAACAAUCAUCCUAACUCUGUGGGGUUACUCCAGGAGUUAGCAUUACAAAGAGGAUGGCAUCUUCCUGAAUACACAGUUUUAACAGAGGCUGGUCCACCACAUAAGAGAGAGUUCACGGUUAUUUGUCGAUUGGAGUCCUUGUCAGAGAAGGGUGUAGGAAAUUCAAAAAAAGCUGCAAAAAAAGCGGCUGCAGAGAAAAUUGUGGCAAAGCUUCAGAGUCUAUCAGGCUGUUCUGAAAUCACAUGGGGUCCUAAACCAAGUGUGCGAUUUGAAAACCUAAGGAACUCGACGGCAGAGAAGAUAUCUUUACUGAGGAGAAACCCGCUGAGCAUUCCCAACACAGACUACAUUCAGAUGAUGUUGGACCUUUCCACAGAACAAGGCUUUGAGGUCACAUACUUUGAUAUUGAUGAGCUCACAGUGAACGGGCAGUAUCAGUGCCUGGCAGAGCUGUCCACCACCCCUGUCACCGUGUGCCACGGCACAGGCAUUUCCUGUAGCAACGCCCACAACGACGCAGCCCACAGCGCACUACAGUACAUCAAGGCCUCUAUCAAAUAAACAACGGCGCUGCCAGCAGUUGCUCCACCCACAGUGUCACAUACAUCAGCUGAUGCCCAUUCUGCGAUUGCCCGGGUAUAUUUUUGUAAUCAUGCACAUGGCAAAGUAGACUCAACUGCGCAGUAACCCGAAAAAGCAUCAGCUUUAUUUUUCACCUCUAUUUAUACUCGCGAGCAAACUGUAAAAGAAUCGAGCGGAAGUGUGGCUGUUUGUAUGUUUUUACUUUAAAUGUCCAAAGUAUGUGAUGAAAAGUGGAAGAAUAUUACAAACUAUUUUCUUUGUAUCUUUUUACACACAGUGUGAGUGCAGUCAGUGGUUUGAAUGUCUAGUUUUUCAAUACAUUUUGUCUACUGUGACAUAUGGACAGAAAGACAGGCCAUGUUUUUAUUUCUUAUUAGUAUUUAUUUUGUCCUACUUCCACUCAUCCAUCGCUCUUUAUCAGUUUGACUCGGAAUAGAAAAGAUGAUUGCUGGUCUGUUGCAGUGUGCCUCUGUAUAGGUAUAGAAGUAAAACCUGCUCUAUAUUUAAUAGAUUUACUGACCGGUGUUCUCUGCUGUAUGAACUUACUGUUGGUAGAGAAAAAUGGCAGCAAAAACAAGUGUUCAGAUCCAGUAAAUAAAUGAAAUGACAUUAAAUAAAUCUUAAUGA
Messenger RNA from Oreochromis niloticus (Nile tilapia), 1804 nucleotides. RefSeq names its product protein kinase, interferon-inducible double stranded RNA dependent activator (gene prkra). Lineage: Eukaryota; Metazoa; Chordata; Actinopteri; Cichliformes; Cichlidae. Gene Ontology annotation, biological process: siRNA processing; regulation of regulatory ncRNA processing. Gene Ontology annotation, cellular component: cytoplasm; RISC-loading complex; nucleus. Gene Ontology annotation, molecular function: siRNA binding; double-stranded RNA binding. The coding region runs from base 224 to 1156 and encodes 310 amino acids. The transcript has 9 exons. The record is from RefSeq and is a predicted model, not a curated record.